GUUAGUUUGACCAUCGCAUGGCUGCUGGAGUUGCAACCGUUCGCACCGGAGGCAUUGCCCUUCAUCCAGUACUUCCAGGGUGUCCUCGACGCGAUCGCCCGGACGGCGGAUGCAUUGGAUCGGAAGGUCGCCGUAGAUCAAAGUGCCGUCAGUCGCUGGGAGGUGAUGCGGAACAUGACCGACACUCACAAUGUGGCUCUUGCCACGGCCGAUGGCGUGGUAUCCUGUCAUGACAUUGUCCUUGUGGCUUCUUCCCCCGUUCUGAAGGCAAUGCUGUCAUCGACUAUGCAAGAAGGCAAGAGUAAAUCCAUUCAGGUGGAGCAAUUUUCCCUGGCUGGAGUCUCUUUGUUGCUGGACAUACUUUACAUGAGCUCCACGCGCAGUGAUCCAGACUGUCAGGCUACGCUAGAGGCGCUGGCAUUAGCUCAUUGCUGGGAGGUAAAGAGUGCGGUGCAUGUCCUUGCAGACCUUCUCAGAAGCAUGCUUUCAGAAGAGACCUUCGCGGCCAUUGCUGAAGCUGCAGUGCUCCAUGGCCCGGAGGCGCUGCAGCGCCAGUGCGCUUUGUUUGCAUCAGAGAACACACAGGUCCAGACACUUGCCUUAUCCCCGGCAGCAGUGGCAAUGCUGGGUCUUUCAAAUGAAAGGCCCGAUGAUCAGUGCAAGACGGUCCGGCGACGUCGAGUUUUCUGA
Messenger RNA from Symbiodinium pilosum, 690 nucleotides. NCBI's taxonomy places the organism in Eukaryota, Dinophyceae, Suessiales, Symbiodiniaceae. The record is from the annotation of a GenBank genome assembly.